Molecule: messenger RNA, 339 nt
Organism: Plectropomus leopardus (leopard coralgrouper)
Lineage: Eukaryota; Metazoa; Chordata; Actinopteri; Perciformes; Serranidae
Source: RefSeq, a predicted model, not a curated record
GUUGGAGUGGCCGAAGGAUCAUUAUUUCCCCCCGUGUGUGCUGACGUUUCGGGACGGCUGGGAGCCUCCAGUGCUUCCAGUUCACCCAGCAGUGACUCCGUCCAGAGAGCAGGAGCUGACUCAGCUGGCCGAGAGUCUCGCCAGCGCCGAGAUCCAGAGACAAGAGGAGCUGAGGAGCAGACUGGAGCAGUCGGCCGUGCAGAAGUUCCCUCCUGCAGACGGGUACGCCUUCUCCAACACCUCCUACAAACGCAUGCAGUUCCUGGAUCAGGACUCGGCCAUGGCUGCUUUUAAACAGGCCGUCAGCCGCCACGUAGACCGGUAACCCUGAGGUCACAU